Messenger RNA from Chlorella variabilis, 570 nucleotides. RefSeq lists its product as hypothetical. Gene Ontology annotation, biological process: sterol transport. The transcript has 5 exons. Lineage: Eukaryota; Viridiplantae; Chlorophyta; Trebouxiophyceae; Chlorellales; Chlorellaceae. Gene Ontology annotation, molecular function: sterol binding. The coding region runs from base 1 to 570 and encodes 189 amino acids. The record is from RefSeq and is a predicted model, not a curated record.
AUGCGUGCAGCAGUGGUCAGGCAAGUGGGGAGCUCGCCCUACCGGCUGCGCGCCAGCCUGCUCGCCGCGGCAGCGCUGCUGCUUGCUGCGGUGGCGCUUCCGGGGGCCGCCGCCUGGACCGACUGCUCCACAGGGCCAACGGUGUUCAAGGUGUCUGAGGUCGAGCUAGUUCCGACUGUCGUCAAGCCUGGAGACGUGGCCAACUUCACAAUCACAGCAGAAGCGGCCAAGGAGGUGAGGAUGGGCGUGGUGCAGAUGAUUGUCCACUACGCGGGGAUGCCCGUCUGGACUCAGCUGGACAACCUGUGCGACAAGACGGCGGCAGGGUGCCCCGUGCAGCCGGGGCCCGUCCAGGUGCUCUACUCCCAGCUGUUCCCCGCCAUCACACCGCCCGGCUUCUACGACGUCACCCUCAACGGCCACUCGAUCACCGAGGCGCUGUUCUGUGUCAAGGUGGAGUUCCAGGUCGUGCCACCUGGUGCAGAACAGGUGGCCGAGGGCUGGGCGGCGGCGCUGAAGGGCCCAGCACAGCAGCAGGUGCUGAGCACGCACCGCAAGAGCUUGGCAUGA